Molecule: messenger RNA, 1725 nt
Organism: Exophiala viscosa
Lineage: Eukaryota; Fungi; Ascomycota; Eurotiomycetes; Chaetothyriales; Herpotrichiellaceae
Product: NADH dehydrogenase
Exons: 3
Coding region: 1-1725 (574 amino acids)
Molecular function (GO): NADH dehydrogenase activity
Source: RefSeq, a predicted model, not a curated record
AUGAGACCAAUCAACCUUCGCCUUUUUGGCCUGCCGAAAUGGCAGCGGCAUUUUGAAACAGUACUUGGGACAACGAAGCACGAAGUACGCCGUCACAAUCAAAGACGAUGGUACGCCACCCCCGUUACUGUCACGGACGAACCCAAGCAUGACGGUAGAGAGAAGGUGGUGAUAUUGGGCAGCGGAUGGGCAGGCUACGUCCUGUCACAACGUCUCGACACCAAGAAAUUCAGAGUGGUGGUCAUCUCGCCGCGCUCAUACUUUGUAUUUACACCCCUUCUCAAUGAUGCUUCUGUCGGGACACUCGAGAUUCGUAAUGUCAUGGAGGCAGUCAGGCGGAGGAACAGUCCUGUGGAAUCCCUCCAGGGCUGGGCCGACGACGUCGACUUCGCCAAUAAAACUGUAUCCGUCGAGCCGUCGGUCCUAGACCCGAACGUCGGCCAUGCCUUGACCGGGCCACGAGCACCCAACGAGCAACAGACGACUGUAGGCUUCUUCAAAGAAACCCCGGCGGACGUACAGCUCGGCGGGACGGGAGAGACCAAAGUCCCCACGUUCCCAGUCAGUUACGACAAAUUGAUUAUCGCGGUCGGCACGUACAGUCAGACCUUCGGCACCAAAGGUGUGCGAGAGAACGCCAUGUUCCAGAAAGAUGUUGGCGAUGCCACGGCUGUACGCCGGAGGAUUCUGGCGUUAUUCGAACUUGCGAGAUUUCCAUUCAUAUCUGAAGAAACGAAGAGGUAUCUGCUGCAUUUUGCGAUCGUGGGUGGUGGGCCUACAGGAAUGGAGUUCGCUGCCUGUCUGUCGGAUCUCAUAAGGCAGGAUAUCUCGAGGAUUCACCCGCAACUGAUGAAGUACAUCCGCAUCACUCUGUAUGAUGUUGCGCCAAAAGUGCUGCCGAUGUUCGACGCGACGUUGGCCGACUAUGCUGUCAAGCAGUACAAAAGGCAGAACAUCGAGAUCAAAACGUCACAUCAUGUCGAGGAGUUGAGAAAGGGGUUCCCCAAUGACGAGGAUGCACGCGCGAAUCAGGACAAGCAACCUUCCGGACGAGUCUACACGCUUCGCACCAAGGAAGAGGGCGACGUAGGCAUCGGAAUGUGUGUAUGGAGUACAGGUAACAUGAACAAUCCAUUUGUCCAACGCGCUCUCGAUCACGUCCGUCGCCAUCCAGCAGACAGUGCUGUUAUCACGGAAGGCGAGGCUGAGAUCAAAGACCCUACAGAUCGGAAGUGGAUGAUCCAGCGAGACCCCAAGAGCGGCGUUAUUCUCGUUGAUGACCAUUUCCGGGUCAAUCUGGAUGCCCAUGGCGCAGACGUUGGUGAUAUUGCAGCAAAGGCAUACAUGAAGGAUGUCUUCGCGCUGGGUGACACGACGAAAUUGAAGUCCGGUGCACUUCCAGCGACGGCACAAGUGGCUAACCAGCAGGCGCUUUGGCUCGCAAAGACUCUCAACAAGCACCCCGACCCAGAGUCGUUUGGUAAAGUGCAUGGAUUCACGUUCAGAAAUCUGGGCGUGUUGACGUACGUCGGAGGUGCGAAAGCGGUUUUGCAGGGACCUAACACAGAUCGCGAGGGGAUGGCGAAGGGACUGAAAGGCUGGAUCGCGUUUCUAAUAUGGCGUGGUGCGUAUCUUACUAUGACGUUGAGUUGGAGGAAUAAGUUCCUUGUGCCGAUACAGUGGCUGGCGGUGCGAGUCUUUGGACGGGACAUUUCGAGAUUCUGA